Molecule: messenger RNA, 1608 nt
Organism: Lobosporangium transversale
Lineage: Eukaryota; Fungi; Mortierellomycota; Mortierellomycetes; Mortierellales; Mortierellaceae
Exons: 8
Coding region: 250-1608 (452 amino acids)
Source: RefSeq, a predicted model, not a curated record
AUUUGUUUCCUACUCUUUGUCACUCAUUUGAAAGGCUGCAAACAUUAAUAUUUGACAGACUGGAUCGUUUCACUGUAGGAUCGAUAUCUUUUUGGAACCUCCAGUCUCUGGCAUAUUUGUCCAUUUUCUACUGAGCGAUUUGGCUAGCACACACAGUUCCAUUUGCCACCAUUUUGUACAGACCUUCCUCAAGCUCUCAUUCUCACACUCACAUACCGAAUAACUACUUUGCAGGAAUCAUCAAUAGCAAUGGCUGAUAAUCCAUAUCCUGUUGGAACAACUGUCUUUGCUAAACUCAAAGGUUACCCAUGGUGGCCGGCUCGUAUUGAGAGCGAAGAUGACUUACCUGAAAAUGUUAGUAGCAAAAAGCCAAAGCAGAGACCCAUCUGGCCUGUGGACAAAUCACCGAUGGAUAAUAUUGAGUUUUUGGAUCAACUCACAAACCCACAAGAGCAGUCAUCUUGGCACGGCUGGUUUGGGACCUCGGAGCUAAAAUCGUUUGAAACUGCUUCAGCGGAGAAGGCAAAGUUAUCGCUUCGAAAGGGAAAUGCUCUCCGGACCGCACUCAGUGAGGCUCUAGAUCCCAGCCUUAUCCCUGAGAGAGUUACAGUUACGUCGGCAGACGAGGAUGAUGAAGAAGAGGAUGAAGAAACACAUGUAUCAGAAACUCAGUCUCGUAAAAAGACUACUCCCAAAGUUAAAAAAACGAACAAAACCGAGUCUGCAGAAAAGAAAAGGCGGUCCAGUGCAACUGAAAGCCAAAUCCCCAAGCGCAAACCUUCUAAAAGAUCUGUGGCUGCUGAUGAUGAUGACGAGGACGAAUCACCGAAGACCAAAAAACGCGCCAGUAUUACUGGACGAAGCCAACUUGAGUCUGACAAAAGGAGUGUGGAGGAUGAUAUCAAUGGGGCUGAUGUAAGUAAUGGCCGCACUCGGAAAUCAGACGAUGAUGGCGAUCUAGGCGAUCAAAAUCGUACCAAGAAAAGGUUGCGAAGUGGACAACCAAAUGAGCGACUUUUAAAAUUACGACACAAACUUCAGAAAUUACUCUUAGUAGAGGGUCUAUCAGAUGAGAUUCUUGUUCAGAAUCUAGAACGUGCUCACCCUAUUCUUGCUGAAGUAGAAGCCUUCAAAAUCGACUUACAGAUGCUCAAGGAUACUAAAAUUGGACGGUUGAUGAAGAAGAUUUCGGCCUUGCAAUUUAGUCAGGAUCCUCAUCAAAUUGUUGAACGCUCGCUGAACCUGAUCAAGCAGUAUAAGAGCCUAAUGGAAAAGGCACAAGAAACAGGCGAAUCUGGGAGUCCUUUAGAAAAGAUUACUGAUGUGACUACACCAAAAGAAACAGUACUCAGCACUUUGGAACAAAAAGUUAUCACCACUGAAGAGGAUGUUCCUGGAAACUCACGAGCUCUGGCCUCAGAUGCUUCUAAUCAUACAAUGGAUACUCUACCAGCUCCUGCGGCUAUCGUUGCAGCUUUGACAGCAAUUGUUGAUACUGAUACACAGGUAUCAACAGACAGAUCUACAAUGAGCGAGACGACAGUUGAGACGACAAUUGAAACGAAAGUUGAGACCACCAGCGCGUCUUUUCAGGGAUCUUCAUUAUAA